CUUAUGCUAAAGGUCACCGUGCUGCAUCGGUGCGUUGUCCAAUAACUAUUAGCUUAUAUUACCUUACUAUAAUUAGUCUUUAUCCGGAUAUGCGUCGUUGUAAAAGUUGAUUCACGGAUAAUGAACAAUUCAUAAUGUCGCAAAUUGCAACCAAUUUAACGUGUGCUGACGUUUUUUGUUUGUUUGCUUGUUUAUGCUUAAGGCACAGGAGGUGUCUCAUUGAGGUGUUCAAUGAAAAAACACGUUCACUCGUGCUCGUAUUUCAACGUGUACUAGUUUUUAUGCUCCUCCCCUAAAGACCAGAAAACAGGGUAAACAGUUUGGGUAAUGUGGGCCUAGGCUUACAGCUGUGUUCAACAAGUUAUCUUCGGCGAUGCACACGUGUAAUAUCGUGUGGGCCUUCAUAUCUCUGCAAGCAAGCUGUUACAACGCUUGUGUUAGAACUAACAGUGCGUGCAGCGCACGAGUUCUGUUAUGGUGAACGUUAAGGAGACAUAGCGGACGACACGUUGAGCUGGAAAAAUGAGUAAAAUUAUACCAUUCAAUUAUUGUGGUUUAUUUAUAUUUUUUUGCUUUCAAAAUGAUUUCUUCGCGAAAAGUGACCGAAAUUUGCAGACAAAAGUGUCCCUGUUGCUUAAUGCUGAGCCUGAAGACCCAAAAUGCUUUGCCCAAGGGAAGUACGAUCUAACCUGCUUCUGGGAGGAUAACACCACUCCUGAAGAGUACACCUUUGAAUACACAUAUCAAAAUGAGAAGAGCAUGGGAUGUCCUGUGAGUGCCCAGCCAGUAGGGGGCGACAAGACACGCUACUUCUGUACGCUGCCCAAGGUCAUGCAUUUUUUGCCUUUGGAUCUCCGCGUGUUCCAGGCCGGAAAGCAGAUCUACAACCGCAGCAUAUUCAUUGACCGCGUGUUUCUGCUGGAUCCUCCUGCCAAUUUGACGAUGACGAGGACAGGGAAGCCGGGUCAGAUGAAGCUGGCCUGGCUGCCUCCUCCUCUUAAGUACAGGGAUGACAGCAUGAUAUAUGAAGUCAACUACUUUGCCGGCAGCAGACAGAUGAGCAAGUGGGAACUGGUGCAAGCCCAUACAGAGACUAUUCUGCGCGGCCUGCAACCUGGCACGAGAUACGAGGCACGGGUUCGAGUCAAGUUUGAUGGCAUCACCUACGAUGGAUAUUGGAGUGCCUGGACACCCACUGUCUCCAUGGAGACGCCCCACAGGGACACAGACCCGCUCAUUCUGUCACUGUGCCUGGUCAUCUCCUUCAUCGUAAUGGUGCUGUGUCUCUCCAUGCUCCUCUCCCGUCGCAGGUUUCUGCUGAAGAAAAUGUGGCCUCUUAUUCCGAGUCCUGAAGGCAAGUUUCCCGAUCUCUUCACCGUGUAUGGAGGCGACUUCCAGGCUUGGCUGGUCCACAGCACCGGAGGCUUGGGGCGGGGACCAGCACUGUUUUACCUGGAGGAGCUCCCCGCCCCACUGGAGGUGCUGUCAGAGGCCAGUCUUGGGUCAGCUGUGCCCUCCUGGGCUUUACGCACCCAGGGGGUGGACAGUGAAGAAGAGGAGGAAGGAGCCAGGAGGAAGGAUGCUGGGUUGCCAUCCCGCUGGAAGGAGAAACCCCAAGAACAGUGGCAGUUUGAGCAGCUGCUGCCUCUCCCCCAGCACCCUCUCUCUCCCUUCGAAUGCGCCCCGCUGGAGUCCAAGGACGCCUACGUGACCCUGAACCAGGACUCUCAGGGGCCCAUGGACGACGUUUCGGAGGAAUCUCUGCCCCUGCAGAUGCUCUUUUCCAGCCCUGGGACCCUCACAUCCCAGUCAGACCUGGGCUCUCUCAGAAACAGCUCAGGAACGGGCAGGCUGUCCUCUCAAUCCAGCUUUGAGGACUCCCGCAACACCUGGCAACCCAAGGGUCCCUGCUACACUUACCUGACCAUAGCAGACUCGGGCAUCUACAUGGACUACAGCCCAAUGAGUGCGGGCAGGACAGCGGAGGCUGGGACAGGGGGCGUCUACGCCAAUGAGUACGAGAAUGAAAUCCCCCCUCACAAGUUGCCUCACACUGGACAACCCGUUCACUCAGAGUGCUGACAAUUGGAGACUUGCAGGCACAUAAACGCACAGCCAGGUUCACAAGCCAGUCAAUCAAUCGGUAUGUCGCUUAGCUCUGUCUCACAGUGCUUUUUUCCAAACUGAAUCAGAAACCAGAAAGAAUCUGACACCCUGACCAAGAUAUGACACCCUGACCGUUUACCCUCCUGAGGCCCAGGAGAAACAAAAUAUAGUAUUUCACCAUUUAUUGACAUAAUGGUGAAAAAAACAUGUUGCAGUCAAAAUAUUUUCUAAAAAAUAUUUGAUUUAAUUUGAAUUGAAUGUCCCUUAUGUUAAGACAAAUACUGUAUAGAGCUCAGGGAAACCAAAAUGCAAUGUCAUUUCAGUAGGCAGGGUCUCAGGAGAUUAAAUGAGUUCCACCCUGUUCCAGGAGGGGAAAGAGCAACACAUUCAGACACAAAGCAGAGGCAGAAGUAGGCCGACAUGUUUAAAGGACGCUGUCCUGACAAUCAAAGAGCCAAAUGAAGCUCUGUUCGUUCAGAAUGGGCCAGUUCGACUUGUGAUGUUGAGAGACUGUGGGGUUAUUUUAUCCAGAAUUCUUCUCAUCAAACACAUCUUGUAGACUGAUAGACUGCCAAUCUUGGUAGUUUUGAUAGAUAAAGCACUAGCUGGCAAUGCAAGACCGUGUAUCCAGCAUCCUGGAUAAUGCACGUCAUCUUGAAACUGGCGGCUAUUAUUGGUAACAAUGGCAGACAUCAAUUUGUUUUGUUAAUACCUUGUCUCUAAAUUUGUACAUUGCAUCAUUUUAUGUCCAUGUUAAUAUAGAGUAUGUUCACAUUAUGUUCUUGUUUUAUUUGCUAACAUGAGGGCUAUUGAUCUUUAGAUAAAAACAUCCUCUAAUUGUGGGAGUCUGUAUUGAUAAUGCAUAUGUACGUUCCUGUAAUGCACACUACUCCGAUCAAAUAGCAGUUUUUAGCUGUUUAAAUUCACCAGUUUUAGCUGUUUUUCUUUUUGUAACUAUAACCUGUCAGCCUGUCAAGGUAUAUGUAUAGUAUUGUGUUUUUGUAUGCUAAAUAGAAUAGUAGAUUGAUAAAAGCUAACUCUAUCACAGAUUAGGGGGUAUUGCAAAAUUAUUAAGACAAUCCAUGUAUUCUGUGUAACUAUGAAAUAACUUCAAAUGCUGUACUUCACUUCAUUUGUUUUUAAUUGAGGAUUUAACUUAAUUGUCGGCAACCCAAAAAAUAUACCCCAAGAAAUAUAAUUUUUGUUGUGAAAUAUGCCUUAAAAUCUCAUGCGCCUUAAAACCACUCCUGAUCUUCCACUCUUCCACUAUUAUUCUUGAAUAUUAUACUGACAUUCUUCCUUGUUAAGAAGUCAUAUAUUAAUUAUUUAUUACUGUGAUAAUCCUGUUUUAUUGCUGAGGCUAUAUUUGUAAAUAAUUUCUGUAAAUGACAUCUUAUUGUGUUUUUAGAAACUGACGAUUAAAAGAUAAAAUAAAACACAAA
Messenger RNA from Conger conger (European conger), 3548 nucleotides. Its product is annotated as erythropoietin receptor-like. The coding region runs from base 523 to 2082 and encodes 519 amino acids. Lineage: Eukaryota; Metazoa; Chordata; Actinopteri; Anguilliformes; Congridae. Gene Ontology annotation, biological process: positive regulation of cell population proliferation; hemopoiesis; cytokine-mediated signaling pathway. Gene Ontology annotation, cellular component: membrane; external side of plasma membrane. The record is from RefSeq and is a predicted model, not a curated record. The transcript is spliced from 8 exons. Gene Ontology annotation, molecular function: protein binding; cytokine receptor activity.